This is a messenger RNA of Cryphonectria parasitica EP155, 231 nucleotides long. RefSeq lists its product as uncharacterized. Lineage: Eukaryota; Fungi; Ascomycota; Sordariomycetes; Diaporthales; Cryphonectriaceae. The transcript has a single exon. The record is from RefSeq and is a predicted model, not a curated record. The annotation marks the transcript as partial.
AACAGAAUCAACAAAUCCCGCUCUUAUACUAAGAAGACUAAACAAAAGGAUUCUCUUCUUUCCUUGGUUCUUCAAAACGCUAUCAUUAUACUUUCUUGUUCUUUCUGCAAGGGUUGUGGUAUUCAGUCUUGUCAAGUUUCCGUUGAGGAUUCCUCUCGCUGCGCUGAAUGUAUCCGCCUGAGUUGCUCUCAGUGCAAUAUUCAAGGGUUGAGCGCAGCGGAAAUUCGUUGA